GGCUGAUUUGCAUGCCUUGUCAUGGUCCAGGGGCUUCCCCUGCCUGUGCUCUGAAGCACCUGGAACACUCCCAACAGAACAACUCCUGUCUGCCUCCUUGCCUCUGGCCAUGGCCUGCUGGCAUCUGGCCCUUCUUCUGACUGGGGCCCUCCUGUCAGGCUUGGCCCAGCCGGAUGCACUGCUUGUCUUCCCAGGUCAAGUGGCCCAACUCUCCUGCAUUCUCAGCCCCCGCCAUGCCAUCAUUGGGGAGUACGGCGUGUCUUGGUAUCAGCAACGGGCAGGCAGUGCCCCCCGACACCUCCUCUACUACCGCUCAGAGGAGGACUACCACCGGCCCCCUGACAUCCCUGACCGCUUCUCAGCAGCCACGGACGCCGCCCACAACGCCUGCAUUCUGACCAUCAGCCCUGUGCAGCCUGAGGAUGAUGCAGAUUAUUACUGCUCUGUGGGUUACAUAUCCUAGGAGUGGACUGUGGGAUGAGCGCCUCUUGACUGCCUCUCACAUCUGCACCCUGACCUUGGGCCCCUAACUUUCUCUGAAUCUUGAUUUUCCUCCUCUGUAAGAUGGGUUAGUAAUAUUAAACGUGAACAAUUAACUA
Messenger RNA from Prionailurus viverrinus (fishing cat), 599 nucleotides. RefSeq names its product V-set pre-B cell surrogate light chain 3 (gene VPREB3). Lineage: Eukaryota; Metazoa; Chordata; Mammalia; Carnivora; Felidae. Bases 110 to 463 code for a protein of 117 amino acids. The record is from RefSeq and is a predicted model, not a curated record. The transcript has 2 exons. Gene Ontology annotation, biological process: immune response; immunoglobulin production.